CAACAAUUGAAACGAACGCCCGUCUAUGUCAUGUAUCCACCCAGGCACGCGCGUCGGAUCCAUUCAAUUGUCCAUUGCUAUCGAAUGUUGUUGGUGUUUGUUCCACGCGCAGUCGUCGAAAUGGUCGCCUGGUUGCUGGCGAUUAUCGUUUCCUCGAGAAAUAUUUUACUAUUGCAGAUAUGCGAAGCAGUGGAGUUUACGUCCCACAUGCUCUUAAUUGCUCAU
Messenger RNA from Periconia digitata, 225 nucleotides. The record is from the annotation of a GenBank genome assembly. NCBI's taxonomy places the organism in Eukaryota, Fungi, Ascomycota, Dothideomycetes, Pleosporales, Periconiaceae.